Spizellomyces punctatus DAOM BR117 is the source of this 1432-nucleotide messenger RNA. RefSeq names its product GTPase NPA3. The coding region runs from base 64 to 1122 and encodes 352 amino acids. The record is from RefSeq and is a predicted model, not a curated record. Gene Ontology annotation, molecular function: GTPase activity. Lineage: Eukaryota; Fungi; Chytridiomycota; Chytridiomycetes; Spizellomycetales; Spizellomycetaceae. The transcript is spliced from 7 exons.
GUGUAUGUCACCUUCAAAUCAAGCUAUCACUUCGAGUUUUUGUUUUUUACAAAGCAUAAUACAAUGAGUUUGCAAGACUCUUCACCGUCUGCCGGUCAGGCAGAAGGACACCAGCCUACCGUUAUUAUCUGUAUAGGUAUGGCUGGGUCAGGAAAGACAACAUUCAUGCAGCGCAUCAAUUCACACAUUCACACUCUCAAGAAACCUGGAUACGUCGUUAAUCUUGAUCCGGCGGUGGGACAGCUCCCAUUUGGAGCUAAUAUUGACAUUCGGGAUACAGUGAACUACAAAGAAGUUAUGAAGCAAUACAACCUUGGUCCAAACGGGGGAAUCUUGACUGCUCUGAAUCUAUUCACAACAAAAUUUGAUCAAGUACUCAACUUGAUCGAUAAACGAGCCCCAACAUUAGACUACGUUCUCCUCGAUACUCCAGGACAAAUUGAAAUCUUCACCUGGUCCGCCUCCGGUGCCAUCAUAACAGACACAUUAGCCGCAACGUACCCAACCGUGGUCGCCUACAUUAUCGACACCCCUCGCUCAACAAGUCCCGCAACCUUCAUGUCCAACAUGCUUUACGCCUGCUCCAUACUCUACAAAACAAAACUUCCUUUCGUCCUGGUCUUCAAUAAGACGGAUGUCGUGUCCCAUGAAUUUGCUGUCGAGUGGAUGACGGAUUUUGAGGCCUUCCAGGCUGCCCUGGAGGAAGAUACGUCAUAUAUGGGUGGAUUGGUUAGCUCCAUGUGCUUGGUCUUGGAAGAAUUUUACAAAGGAAUUCGGGUUGCGGGUGUAUCGGCUGUGACUGGUGCGGGGAUGGAUGAGCUGUUCACAGCCUUUGAUGAGGCGCGGAAGGAAUAUGAGACUGAGUAUAGACCGGAAAUUGAGAGAAUCCUCCGCGAGAAACAGGAACGUCAGCAAAAACAACGAGACGAAAAUCUUGAUAAGCUAAUGCAUGAUCUGUCACUGGAGAAAGGACGGGAAGUGAAUCUUGAUCCCAAAGUGGACGAGUCUCAUGCAGAAGAUGAGGACGAAGAGGGGAUUGCAGGGGAUGACGCAGACGCAACCCGGGAUCGAAUGGAAGACAUAUCAUUUAAACGGCUUGUAGGCAACCAUGCUGGGGGAUAGCGAUACAGGUAUAUAUGGAAUACCAAACGGUGGCUGUCAAACGGAAACUGAGGAGUAUCCAUAGCGACGAGUAGCGCCUGGACAAGCAUCAAAUAUUGUCUCUCUCGGACAUGUUACCCUGUCGCCUAUAGCAACGACGAGUGAUUGCAAAAAACUUUCUUCACGCUAUAGAAGGAUGACGGCCUAGUCAUCAUGUGGGGUACAUUAUUUGUUGUGUAAAUGUGCAUAGGAUUCUCUGCGUGUUCGGCCCUGAAAUAUUUACCUACAAAGAACAAAGGAUGUUGGGCCUCUGAACCCUACAAAUUCCAGG